Glarea lozoyensis ATCC 20868 is the source of this 1404-nucleotide messenger RNA. RefSeq lists its product as uncharacterized. The transcript is spliced from 2 exons. Bases 1 to 1404 code for a protein of 467 amino acids. Gene Ontology annotation, molecular function: DNA binding. The record is from RefSeq and is a predicted model, not a curated record. Gene Ontology annotation, cellular component: U2-type post-mRNA release spliceosomal complex; nucleus. Gene Ontology annotation, biological process: spliceosomal complex disassembly; mRNA splicing, via spliceosome. Lineage: Eukaryota; Fungi; Ascomycota; Leotiomycetes; Helotiales; Helotiaceae.
AUGAAGUCAGCAUUUGGCAGUAAAAGAAAAGCCCGGAAGAUACAGGUGGAGGACGACGAAGAGGACCAAGGCGCAAAGAACUCGGAGUCUGUACAGGACGAGUCUGUAUCUUCAACCCCUAUUGUUGUAAAUCUUAGCCGGAAAGGAUUCAAGAAAUCGGGGUUGCGACAGAGUAUCGCAUUUGAUGAUUUAGAACAUGCAGACGAGCAAACUCGCGGGAGUGGGAAUGAGGGCGCUCAGAACCCCAACAAACCUACAAUUGGUCGAUCAAACUCGCUCAUGAAGAAGAAAAAGAAAGCUACUUCAAGACUAUCCUUCGGACCAGGUGAAAUCAUCUCAGGAGAUGCCGCGGCAGCGUUAGAGGACGAUGAGGCUUUCACCCCCAAAAAGCCUACACUGGGCCGCCGAGUUGUGGAAGGGAACGCUUUACGAACAACAAUACCUUUUCCGAACAGACCUGGAGACGACGACGAAGAGCGCCCGACUUAUAGCAAGGAUUAUCUCAAUGAAUUGAAAAGUUCUACCCCCAAUAGACCGACGGAAAUACAGGAUUACCAGGCAACAGCCGAAGACGAAGAAGGUCUAGAUGCCUCAGAACUAGAAGGGGCUACGGUCAUAGAUUUAGAUGCACCUGUGGCACAUAUACCCACAGAUGCGGAAAUCCGCGAGAAGAAAGAAAGGAGGGCACGCUUGGCACAUGAGAAGGACUUCAUAUCACUUAAUGAUUCUGGCGAUGAUCGGCGGCAACUCUCGCUGCUGCCCCGAAAGAAGACUGAAACCCGCUUGGUGAGGGACGAUGAGGAUAUUGCGGAAGGGUUUGACGAGUUUGUCGAUGAUGGUCGAAUAGCAUUAGGUAAGAAGCAGGAGCGCGAGGCUCGACGUAAACAUCGGAAGGAGAUUGCAGAUAUGAUAUACAAAGCAGAAGGUAGUGAAGAGGGGGAUUCGGAUGACUCCGAGGAAGAGCGUAACGCAGCGUACGAAGCUGCUCAGACCAGGGCGGGAAUGGAUGGACUACAUAGACCGGACGAAGAAGAGAAAGCUGCUGCUGCUCAGGUCCCUCCAAAAAUCACGCCGCUUCCUGUCUUAACGGAAUGUCUCGUACGGUUACAAUCAACUUUAAGUGCUAUGCAGCAGGAGCUGGCCAACAAGCACCAAAAAGUAGCGAGGUUGGAAAAGGAGAAAACAGAAAUACUAGCGAGAGAGGCAGAGGUUCAAGAAUUGUUAAAACAGUCUGGUGAACGGUUUGCAGCGUUAAAAGCUGACUCCAAUGGCGCCGUCGCGGAUCCCUCUGCAUUAGUUGAGGCGGCGAAAAGGGAUGGUACUACCAAAAUGGAAGUUGAUAGAGGAUUGGAAAGUUUCGGCAAUACACCUACAGUCAGACCCAAUAUCGAAGAUGUGGGCUGA